Messenger RNA from Sipha flava (yellow sugarcane aphid), 659 nucleotides. Its product is annotated as RYamide receptor-like. Gene Ontology annotation, cellular component: membrane. Lineage: Eukaryota; Metazoa; Arthropoda; Insecta; Hemiptera; Aphididae. The record is from RefSeq and is a predicted model, not a curated record. Gene Ontology annotation, biological process: G protein-coupled receptor signaling pathway. Gene Ontology annotation, molecular function: neuropeptide Y receptor activity.
GUGAUAAAAAUGUUGGUUAUUGUUGUCGGACUUUUCGUGCUAUGUUGGCUACCAUUGCAAACAUAUAAUGUGCUUCAAGACAUAUUUCCAUCAAUCAAUCAGUUUCGUUACAUCAACAUCGUAUUCUUCUGUUGCGACUGGUUAGCAAUGAGCAACAGCUGUUACAACCCUUUUAUCUAUGGAAUAUAUAACGAGAAAUUCAAACGCGAGUUCCGCCUCAAACUGCGGCACUUCCGGCGUGGACGUUUCGGAAAGUCGAACGCGAACCACGGCCGGUCCGCUUCGGUGCGAUCGACCACGGUGUCGGAAUGGAAGAGAGGGUACUCUACGCGCACCCACCGGACGAACGUGAACGGCGCAACGGCCACGGACAACUCGCCCAGGCGGGACGAGCUAGACAUGUACGUGUACAAGUCGGGCAAGAUCACGUUGGUCAAGUGCGGCAGCCAUUCGGAUCUGGAGGAGCUGUGCCUUUAGACCCCUGGACGCGGUGGUGCGGUGCGAGGAGGAAUGGAGUAACACGUCACGUCGUCCAAUCGACAUCCGGUCGCCCCGUCAUCGCUACGCCGUACUACCAACUACCUACCCGCGUAACGAGCCCCGGCGACGUCCGUCCGUUGUACAUAUUAAUUAUUACAAUAAAUGAAUAACAACAAUAA